CCAACAUGAGCUCAAAGCACCGCGGCGGUGGUGGCAAUGCGCGUCGUGGUGGUCGCGGCGGCGGUCCUUCAGCUGCUGCUUCGACCGCUGCUGCUGCUGCUGCUGCUGCUUCACCGUCCUCAUCAUCGCAGGCCGUGCUCGCAACAGCAGCAUCGCAGCAAGCCGCAGCAGCCGCAGCAGCAGCCGCAGCAUCAGCAUCAGCAUCAGCGGGUGCCCCAGCGCCAGUCCCAGCAAGAGGCCCAGCAUCAGCAGCAUCAACAUCAGCAGCAGGAGAGCAGUCCCAUCGCACGGGCAGCCCAGCAUCGUCGCACCACCAUCAGCACCACCAGCAUCAGCAUCAGCACCAGCAGCACCAGCACCACCAGCAUGGCAAGUCUGCUGCUGCAGCUGGGUCACCCCAGUCGGCGCCCCGUCGCGGCCAGCAGCACCAGGCACAGUCAUCGCCAUCCUCAGCAUCAGCAUCAGCAUCGUCAGCAGCAGCAUCAUCAGCAGCAGCAUCAGGUGGUGCUGGGUUUGGAUUGCCGCCGUCGCCAGUCGCCAACCCAACCACAGCGAGCAGCUCGUCUGGCAAGAAGCCGCACCAGCAACGCCAGCAGCAGUUGCUCCAAGCGCAGCAACAGCAACAGCAGCAGCAACAGCAACAGCAACAGCAACAAGCUCAGCAGUACAACCAUCACCAUCAGCAGCACCAUCCAAAGCCAAACGCUGCUGCCAACAAUGGCCAAGGCGGACCCGUUCGAGCACCAAGCGCACCGCCCUCUGUGGGUGCACCACCGGGAUCGUCAGGAGCAUCAGGAGCAUCAGGAGCAUCAGGACCAGCUGGAGCGGCCAUGUCUGCGCCGUUCAAUCCUGCCGCUGGCUCACUCUCAAGCUCAAGCUCAAACGCAGGGUACAUUGCAUCCACCUCCACUCUGGCUUCAAACGCACCGGCGUUUGUACCGGCCGCGCACGCUGCUGCACAGCUCCACCACCAGCAGCAGCAGCACCAGCAGUUGCUGCACCACUCGCUGCAGAGUGAGCGAUCCGCGUCCGUCCCGCCGCAGCUCAACGCCCCUGCAUUCGUCCCCAUGGGAGCAGCAGGCACCUCGUCCAGCAACAGCAAUGCAGGCAGCGCCAACAACCUGAGCGCGAGCAGACACCCAUCCCACCUGCAGCACCAGCUUCAACUCGGAAACCAGCAGCCAAUCCAGUACGCCUCGUCCGCUUCCGCUUCCACCACCUCCUCCUCGUCGUCGGGAAAGCCUCCGAGCUCUAUUGCAUCCGGAUCAACCCUCAACCUCGCCUCGGAGGUCUUCCACCCAAGCUCAUCCUUGCCUGCGACCCAGGCCGAAGCCGCGUUUCAAUUUGCUGCCUUGUCUUCAGCUGCUGCGUCGUCUGAUGCAACGCCGACCGCUUACCAGUCACGAGAAUCGCUCGGUGGAACCACCUACUUUUACUCGAAUGACGGGUCAUCCGAUGGUGCAUCCGGCAAUCCCAACAACAACAGCAACAAUGGCGGCGCUGGCGGGAACGGACCGAACGGCGGCGCGGCAGAAGUCACCUUUGUCGAGGCCCAACAAGCACUCUACCACCACUAUCCGUCGCACAUUUCCCACAUUCCAAACAUCCCCGAAGGCGCGCAGUCAUUCUUCAUGCCGGACGACCUCCGCUACGAGCUCAUCAUGCGCAGCAUGGUCAUCCUGGCCCAGCCCGACCCUGCCUCUCCGUUCGCUGCCUUCAUCCCGCAGCAAAUCGACAAGGACCGCUACCACACCAUCUACCCGCUCGACGAGCAGCCCCUGACCCCUCAAGCCGUGGCAAAUCGCUCGGCCGACUCGCGUCGCCUGUUUGGCUACCAAACGACCGUGUACAAGGGCAUCCGAGACUCUGUGCCGUACUGCCUGCGACGCAUCGAGGGCUUCCGCCUCACCAGCGACAAGCCCAUGGCUGUUGUGAGGCAGUGGAAGCAGAUUCGGCACAGCAGCAUCGUGACCGUGCGAGACGCCUUCACCACCAAGGAGUUUGAUGACCACUCGGUUGUGUUUGAGUACGACUUUCAUCCGAACGCGGAAACGCUCGCCGCCAGGCAUUUCUCGCCGCAGAGCGAAGCCUUGUCCGAGACCGUGUUUUGGAGCUACUUGAUUCAGCUCACAUCGGCCAUUCGCACCGUGCAUGCAGCAGGCCUCGCGUGCCGCGUGUUGGACGCAACCAAAGUGCUUGUGACAGGCCGCACUCGUCUCAAGAUCAACUGCAUGGGCAUCAUGGACAUGAUCACCUUUGACCCCACCAAGGGUGUUGGCAAACAGCAUCCCUUCCUCCAGCACUACCAGCAGGAAGAUCUCACCUCGCUCGGUCGGCUGUUGCUUGCUGUUUGCUGCCGCUCUGUCUCUGUGUUGGCCUCGCGCGAGUCCAUCUCUCAAGGCUUGACCUAUGUCAAUCGAAAUUACCAUCAAGAUGUUGCACAAGUCUUUGCGCACCUGCUUGGCGUCAACCGCAACCCCAUUCGCAGCGUUUCCGAGCUCAUGCCACUCAUUGGCUCUCGAUUUUUCACGGAACUGGAGUGCAGCGCAAUGCAACACGAACUACUCGAAAACGAGCUUGCCAAAGAGCUGGAAAAUGGCCGAUUAUUCCGUCUCAUGGCGAAAAUGUGCUUCAUCAACGAGCGUGACGGCCUGCUCCUGGACACCUCUUGGUCUGAAACCGGCGAUCGCUACCUGUUGAAGCUCUUCCGUGACUUUGUCUUCCACCAAGCUCUGGACACUGGCGAGCCUUGGAUUGACCUUUCGCAUGUCGUCCAGAGCUUGAACAAGCUGGAUGCAGGCUUCCCUGAAAAAAUCGCGCUGUCUUCGCGUGACGAGCAGUCAAUGCUGGUUGUGAGCUACAAGGAUUUGAAGCGCUGCCUCGACACUGCCUUCCAAGAGCUGUUGGCUGCAACAAGUGCAGGUCGUUAGGCGCCAAACAACCUCGUUCCCCUUCCCCCAGCCCCCCCAAGUGCGCACAGAUUGGGCGUGAGCCUAUUUUGUGUGCGGUCUUGUUCUUGUUGUGCAAUCUCUUUUUGUCUCUUUUUUCAUCAAUACGGAAUAAAUUACUUUUUGAACCA
Capsaspora owczarzaki ATCC 30864 is the source of this 3079-nucleotide messenger RNA. RefSeq names its product PAB-dependent poly(A)-specific ribonuclease subunit 3. Gene Ontology annotation, cellular component: PAN complex; P-body. The transcript has 4 exons. Gene Ontology annotation, biological process: mRNA processing; nuclear-transcribed mRNA poly(A) tail shortening. Bases 6 to 2930 code for a protein of 974 amino acids. Gene Ontology annotation, molecular function: poly(A) binding. The record is from RefSeq and is a predicted model, not a curated record. NCBI's taxonomy places the organism in Eukaryota, Filasterea, Ministeriida, Capsasporidae.